Molecule: messenger RNA, 7314 nt
Organism: Serinus canaria (Common canary)
Lineage: Eukaryota; Metazoa; Chordata; Aves; Passeriformes; Fringillidae
Gene: SH2B2
Product: SH2B adaptor protein 2
Exons: 8
Coding region: 2677-5244 (855 amino acids)
Biological process (GO): intracellular signal transduction; antigen receptor-mediated signaling pathway
Cellular component (GO): plasma membrane
Molecular function (GO): transmembrane receptor protein tyrosine kinase adaptor activity
Source: RefSeq, a predicted model, not a curated record
CAGGUGCCUGGAGUGUGCUGCAGCCCUCAGGAAGCUGGGCUGGCAGGGGAUGGCCCUUUCCAAAAAGCAAUUGCAGAUUUGCUGCUUAUUUUCAUCGUGAGCUUAUUUUGGUCUCUGCUUCCACCGCUCUGCCCGGGGAUGCUGUCUGUGGCAUGAUAAGUUAUUUCAAGAAGUGGGGCAGAGCUGUUGGUAUGGAGGGGAGUGCAGGCAUCCAGAUUAAAGGUAAAUCUACACAGAUAAUUGGGAGCCUGCUUCCUGCAGAAAUCAGGUGAAUCAGGGGCGGGGAUGGCUCUGCAGUCCCGGGGCUGCCCUUAAACCACCCCACUGAGUCCCAGCCUAUGCUGUUGGAUCCUGGCUGGGGGCUCCGGGCAGCGGGGGUUGGAUAUCCUGGAUAGGUGGCACAGGGCUAGUAAUCCCCGCCGCCGCCUCCUCAGACCUGCCAGAUGUCUCUCCUCUAGGCUUCAUUUUUAUAAAUUGGCCUUUUAAAGUCUGUCAUCCCCAUGCAGAUGAAAGGAAGAUGCUGUGAUGCCUCUGCGUGCGUGUCUCCGAGCCUGAGCCCAGCUGCCAUGCCUGCAUCUCCUUGAGGCUUUUUGUUUGGGGCUUUAUCUUUUUUGAAGUGCCUUUUUUUCCUUAUUUUCCUUCUUUUUCUUCUUUUUUUUCCCCCUUAACCCCUCGGAAUCUGUUAGCUUGCCACCCCUUGGUUUCAAGCAGGCAGGCCCUGAGCACCAGUCCUCCCUCCUGGAGGAAAGGAUGGGGAGCCCCCACAAGCCCCUUCCUGCUCUUUUCCCUUUGCACCCUUUCCCUCUCCCUUGCUCUGGCUGUGACUGCUUGGAUUGGCAGCAGGAGACUCUUUUUCAUCUCCCUUUUCUCCCUGAGCCCAAAUACUCGUGGCCCAUGGCUUGGUGCCAGGGCAGCUCCUGGGCCAUGGCAGAGCUGGGGUUGUGAAUUUUCAAUUCAAAGGGCAGAGUCUUUAAAUCCUCUGCUUGGUGAUGGAUGGAUAAUUAGGAAUUUCAUUUGCUGGGCGGGUAACAAACAGCUUUGCAUUUUCUGCUGCUUUGCUGAUGUCUCUUGGGGAAAUUCAGAGGCUGCUCCUAAACUGCAGGGAUGUUUUUUUUUCCCAGCUGGCAUGGCUCCCUGCUCAGGUCUCCGGGAAAUCCCUGUGAUGCUGGGGGAAGCUUUGCCAGGGAUUUCUGCAGGAGCUGGAGCUCUGCUGGUGUUGUGGGAUGUGAGGAGCCAGUGCAGGCCCAUGUGUAGCCUGUCCUCAGUGCCUCCUUGGCACAGCCAUGGCACUGAGCUGCAUCCUUGCCUUAAAGGUGAGGAAAUGCCACAUGUAUCUUGUUUCUGGUGGGAUUUUGUUGCCUGUGUGGGUUUCUCCCUAUUUGGGGAGGUUGAGAACCCCUUCCUGGGAUGGAGGUGCUCCCAGAGAACUCAUCUCCAUAGGGAUGUGCUGGGAAUAUGGCAAGCAGCUCCUGGCCACAGCUGCUGCUCUGAAUCCCAGCCUUCAGGGCUCAGUCCUGCCUGGUGUCUGGGGACUGACAUGGCUGGGGUCUGGAGGAUAAGGGGUGGGUUAUGCCAGUCCCCAGUGCCCGCCCCAAUCCGUGGCUGGUGCCGUUCAUCAGAGCAGUAAUUAAUUACUGGCCGUGUAAGCUGCUGGCGGGAUCCAGCGCGUGAUUUAUUAGCAGGAGUAAUCCCUCACCAGCAAAAGGGCUGCUCUGUGAAUGGAGAGCAGCAAAAUCCAGGGAAAGAGCUGCUCUCUGAAUGGAGAGCAGCAAAAUCCAGGGAAAGAGCUGCUCUGUGAAUGGAGAGCAGCAAAAAUCCAGGGAAAGAGCUGUUCUGUCAAUGGAGAGCAGCAAAACCCAGAGGAACUGUCCUGCCCUUCCAGAACUGGAUCCCACAGGCACAAUCGCUGCCUGGAGCAGGGCAGCCACAGGCACCCAGUGUUUGAGCCAGCUGAGGUGGAUUUGCCAAACUGCUGCCCUUGGAGUGGGGGAAGGAAGGUGUCUGGACACAGGGACCAGGUGUGUGGGAUCAUGGGCUCAGCAGUGCCCCAGCCAAGGCCCACCAGCACCAGCAGCCAUGAGCAGUUUUGGCACUGAGAGGUGGUUUUUGAGAUGCAGUCACUGCAGGGGUCCCCCAGGGGAGGCUCUUCAUACUGCCCAGAGUAAGGGAGAGAUUUGGGAAGUGCAACAUGAGCACCAAGCUGGACUGUACACAGGCCCUGCCAGUCUCACAGCCACUGGGAGAAGGACCAGUGUGGAGGUUGGGCCAAGUGGUGCUUCUCCCAAGGGCUCACAGGUCUGGUCUGCAGCUCCUUCUGGUGUGCUCCUGGGUCUGGCUUCUGUUCCUUUUCCCCCUGCACCCCACCUGCUCAUGGGCCUCUGCUGAGAACCUGUCCUGGGUUCUCUGUCAGCUGAUGCUCAGCAGGGAGGGUGAAAUCCCAAAAUCCCAAAAUUGAUGUGGCAAAGGAUGAGGGCAGAAAUAGAGACUGGAGAGAAAGAGAAGGACCAGCUGUGGGGUGCUGCCCUGGGUGGGUACUUCCAGGACUCCCAGUGCUCCCUCCCCCUAUGGAGAGCUGUGCCAUGCCCAGGCAGUCACAGAGUGAGAGGAAUCCUGCAGGCAAAGGCCCCUGGGCUCCUCCGCUCGGGGACUCCUUAGCGGUUUCAUGAGAAAUCAAUAAUGCUUUUGCAUGGUCAUAAUCGUAAAAUAAGUACAAUUUAUGGCUGCUGCCAGGACCAAGAUUUUUUCCUAGUGGAUGAGGUGGAGAGCGAGCGACACACAGACACUUUCCCACAGCACUUUCCUUUGCACUGGAACUGCACAUCAGCUCUGGCACCAUGGCAAGGGGUGAACCCAUUUUGGGGGUCGGGGUUGUUGUCCAUGUCCAUACCCCCCUUUGGGGGUGCAGGGUGGGUUGUUCGUGUCCAUGUCCCUGUUUGGGAGGGCAGGGUGGGUUGUCCGUGUCCCUGUUUUUGGGGGACAGCAUGGGUUGUCCAUGCCCCAUGUGGGAGGGCAGGACGGGUUGUCCAUGUCCCCAUUUUGGGGGGGCAGGGCAGGUUGUCCAUAUCCCUGUUUUCAGGGGACAGGCUGGGUUGGUUGUGUCCCCGUUUUCGGGGGACAGGCUGGGUUGGUUGUGUCCCCGUUUUCGGGGGACAGGCUGGGUUGUCCCUGUCCAUGCCACACUCAGGCCAUGUCCCUGUCCUGCAGCCCGCCGGCAGGUGGAAUGGGGCAGCCAUGAACGGCGAUGCCCUGUGCCAGGAGCCCUCCUCCCCGCUCCCCGACUGGAGGGAGUUCUGCAAGCUGCACGCCCAGGCAGCCGCCGUGGACUUCGCCCAGAAGUUCUGCCAGUUCCUGAAGGAGAACCCCCACUACGACACCCCGGGGGCAGAGACCUCCUUCUCCCACCAUUUCACCGCCAACUUCCUGGACAUCUUCAGCCUGGAGGUCAGCCGGGUGUUCGUGUCUGACUCGCCCACCAAGUACAACAUCGUGCCCUUCGUGGGGCUGCAGAACUGCCACGUCCCCUACGGGCGGGAGGUCACUCCCAGGAAGGAGGAGACGUCCACGGAGUCUCUGGACAGCAUGGACGCCCCGCUGGGCACCAGCCGCUACCUGACCCCAGCCCAGCAGGUGCAGGCUCACAAAGUCUCCUCCUACGGGCAGUCCCGCAGCUCGGAGGAUGUCUCCAUCCACGCUGCUGCCAAGCCCAAGUUCAAGAAAGGUUUCUCCCUGAGGAACAUGAGCCUGUGCGUGGUGGAUGGCAUGAAGGAGAUGUGGCACCGCAAAUCCUCUCCGGAGCCGGGUGCCGAGGCCGCUCUGGGCGGGCGCAGAGCCGAGAGGGAGCCGUGGCCGGCCGGGGGCAAGGAGCCUGGGGACCCUCGGGAGAAAUGGACACACAAGCUGCGCCUGUCCAAGGUGCCCUCGUCCAAGGUGGAGCUGGUGGACAUCCAGAGGGAGGGGACGCUGCGCUACAUGGUGGCCGAUGACACGAACUGUGUGGGGAGCUCGCAGUGGCAGAAGUGCCGCCUCCUGCUCCGCAAAGCGGUAAAGGUGGAAGGGGAGAGGUUCCUCCUGGAGUUUUAUGUCCCUCCAAAGGCUUCCAAACCCAAGGUGAGCAUCCCACUCUCGGCCAUCAUCGAGGUGCGCACCACCAUGCCCCUGGAGAUGCCUGACAAAGACAACACCUUUGUCCUAAAGGUGGAGAAUGGGGCUGAGUACAUCCUGGAGACCAUCGACUCCCUGCAGAAGCACUCGUGGGUGGCUGAUAUCCAGGACUGCAUCGACCCUGGGGACAGUGGGGAUGACAUUGAGCUGGUGUCCUGUGCACAGGGACCCUGUCUGCCAGGCAGGACAGCCUCGUCCAGCUGCGAAUUCCUGAAUGAUGAGGCACCCAGGCCACCAGACAGAUGUGCCCUGCCCAGCUCUCACAACGCUCCCAUGGCCACCUCUGUCCCCGUGCCCCCCAGCCGGGGCAGGGACUCCCUGGGGGAGCUCCUCACCCACGUCCCACUGGAAAGCUUCCUGCAGACGCUGGAAUCCUCCCCCACUGCUGGUGGGCACCUCACAGGGGAGGACAGCGAGGCCGAGGCUGAGAUCAACCUGUCUGACUUCCCCUGGUUCCAUGGGACUCUGUCCCGGAUCAAGGCAGCCCAGCUGGUGCUGUUUGGGGGCGCCCGCAGCCACGGACUGUUUGUCAUCCGGCAGAGCGAGACACGGCCGGGGGAGUACGUGCUGACCUUCAACUUCCAGGGGAAAGCCAAGCACCUGCGCCUGUCGCUGAACGAGAGCGGGCAGUGCCACGUGCAGCACCUCUGGUUCCAGACCAUCUUUGACAUGCUGCGCCACUUCCACACGCACCCCAUCCCGCUGGAGUCGGGCGGCGCGGCCGACAUCACCCUCCGCAGCUACGUGGUGGCCCAGAGCCCGCAGCCCGACACCGGCCCCCCGCCACCCCUCGUGUCGCAGCCCCCGGGCUGCCGGGUCGACCUGCCACCUCCACACUACUUCUGCAGCACAGCACCCACGGGCCCGCCGGUGCCGCCACCCGCGGAGGGGGUGGCCGUGGCCCCUGCUGUCCCGGUCCCCGCACCCUACCACCGCCUGGAGGGUGCCCUGGGUCCCCGGAGCCGCAGCGACAGCGCCGAGCGCCGGCCGGAGCCCCCUGCCGCCGGUGCCGAGGACUACCACGAGGCUGACAGCGCCCGGAGCCGCACCCGGGCGGUGGAAAACCAGUACUCCUUCUACUGAGCCCCCCGAGCCAGGGCUGCAUGGUGGGGCAGCGAGGCAGCUGUGCCCCUCACCCUGCACCGCCUUGCCACCUCCUCCUGCCACCACCAGCGAGCCAGCCGGGACGUCCUCCUCGCUCCCUGCUGCUUUUGGGAGCUGUGUCAGCCUUGGGCAAUGUCCCAGCUGGACCUGGCGCCAGCCCAGGGGUUGGGGCAGUGCUGGGGGUGUGGGAGGCUGAAAGAGUCAGUGCCAUUUUAGAGCUUGCAGCCUCUUCUCCUUCCCUCCGGACCAAGAGCUUUCCCAGGGCUGAGCUGGGCUCCCUGCAUCUCCUUCUGGGUGUGACCAUUGUGGGAUGGCACCCGAAGCUGUGACAGGCUCCAUCCUCUAGCCAAAGCACCUUGGCAUGUCCCUCUGGGGCCAGAGCCCAGCAUGGCCAACAUCCUUCUGGCACCAUCGCCCUGCAAACCAGCUGCUGAGGGACUCUGGCAUUUUGGGAUGAGUGUGGAAAUGUGCCAGAUGUCCAACUCUUCUCACACACAUGGAGCACUGAGAGGGCGCUGCUGCAGAGGCCUGAGGGUUUAUUUGGGCUGGUUUUUGGGCUCCCUCUGGGGCACGUGUUUUCCUACCCUCUGACAGAAGAAGGUUUUUGUCCAAAGCUUAAUGAAUUGCAUUCAAGGAAGGGUUUUCCUGCUGUCCUGCCUUUCCUGUCCCUUUGUUUCCUUUCUCUCCCUGCUGUACUAACAGAGAAUCCCUGGAUAACCCUUUCAUCCUCCCUUUCUUCCUUGAUUUUUCAAAACUUAAGCCCUCCACAAGGGCAUCAGCCUUCUGUCUGCUCUCUACCACAGCUGGGCAAUAUUUUCCAUUGCUCAAGGCAAACCUUGGAAAAAUAUGACAACACCUCCUCUUUACAUCAGCUUUUGGUCAUUUGGGAUGUCUCAGGGGGUCAGGCAGAGGCCAGGGGCUGUGUCCAGAAGUGAGGGACAACUUUGCUUUGCAGGAGAAAGCAGGUAUUCCUGCUUGGCUGGGCUCCCAGGAAUAAAAACACUACAUUGAUUCUUUUCCAACAGGUCAUGGAAGCCCUGAGGAUGGUUUUACAGGCCAGGGUUUAUGCCUCAUGGGAAAUGGGAGACCCUCCAGAAGGGCAGCUUUGCUUGCAGACAAAGUGUUUGCACAUCCCCCUUGGUUUGGCUGAGACAGCUUGUGUUACCCAGCACCAGGACACCUGCUGCUCCUCUAGCAGUGACAGUGCUCACAGGACCUGAGCCAGGUGGCUUUGGAGUGUCUGGACAGGUCUCCAUGUAGAGCAGACCUUACUGGCUGCUAGCAGUUAUCACUUAGUUCAAAGAGGUACAAGCCAAGCCACAACCUCAAAAAAAAAAAAAAACCUUGAAUUUGUCUGGAAUUGGGUUGGGUCAAAUUUUUAUUUAUUAGGUGCCUUCUUUCCUGAGCUAGCAAAGCAUGUCCCCAGUGCUUGACUCACAAGAGGAGAGGGGAGGUGUCUCCAAGGCUCCUUGCUUCCUCCUGUGAUGUGUGAGCUGCCUUUCUGGCCCAUGGAUGUGUGAGACCAUCCUGGUGGAUCCCAUUCCUGCAGCAAAUCCACCUUCUCCUCAAACACGUGUCCCUUCAGAGGGCAGCAGGAGCACUUUGCUCUGUUGAAGGUAUUUCUGCUUCCUCAGCCCAGCUACAACACAGCUCAGAGGAGCAGGGAGAGGCUGGAUGCUCUUGGUUGAUGGGUUUAACACACAUGGUGGAUGAGGGGAGAUCUCCAGAUCUGACACAGACAUCAUCACUCUGGUUCAUCCCUGAGACCCCAAGGGUGGGAUCCAGAAGGCUGGAUGGGAGCACUGCCUUACAGACCUUCAGAUUUUGGCUUUUUUUCUCACUUUCUGUGUCACAGGAUAGGAAAAUGAGGGGGAAGCGAUGAUCUGCAAGCAAAAAUGUUAAUUUGUAAAUAGGGAAGAGUCUGGAAGAGUUUACUGUUGUGUAGAAUAAAUUAAUUUUAUUUAAAUAAAAGAAAUGGGAGGGGGGGACUUGUUAAACAAAUUGAGAACUUGAGUUCCGGUUUUAAAAUAAAAUCACUUGCAAAAACAA